Messenger RNA from Scheffersomyces amazonensis, 453 nucleotides. It is a transcript of the gene ERG28, whose product is annotated as Erg28p. Lineage: Eukaryota; Fungi; Ascomycota; Pichiomycetes; Serinales; Debaryomycetaceae. Bases 1 to 453 code for a protein of 150 amino acids. Gene Ontology annotation, molecular function: protein-macromolecule adaptor activity. Gene Ontology annotation, cellular component: membrane; endoplasmic reticulum. The transcript has a single exon. The record is from RefSeq and is a predicted model, not a curated record.
AUGAUUCCUUUAUUUCAAUCUAUACUUCCUAAAACCACUCCACAAGGAGGUAAUCUUCCUCUGUGGUUAUUGUUCAUUUCUGUUGUUUCUAUCUUUAACUCAAUUCAAACAUAUCAAUCUAAAGAUUUACAAUUAACUAAAAAAGUAUAUGAAAAUGAAGCUAAUAAAGCAGAUCAUAAGAUUCCUCAAGUUACUGGAUUAAGUGCCAGAACCUUUGGUACUUGGACUUUAAUAACUUCAAUUGUUAGAUUUUAUGGUGCAUACAACAUCCAAAAUAAGCAAGUGUAUGAAUUAGUUCAAUUUAGUUUCUUAGUUGCGGGUCUUCAUUUCUUAAGUGAAUGGUUAGUAUACAAGACUUGUAAGCUUGGUAAGGGAAUUGCUGGUCCAUUAGUUGUUAGUUCCGUUAGUAUUGCUUGGAUGUUUUCUCAGAAGAGCUUUUAUUUAUCUAAUUAG